AUGAGUAUUAUUUGGACCGUUCUUCAAGGCUCCGGAAUUAAAGAUUCAUUGACAUUGAUCUAUGGUUCAGCAACAAUAAAGAAUCUAAUGAAUGCUCAUGAUUAUAAGAAAAGUUUACGUGCAUUAAAAAUGGUGUUUAUUUUUCUAUUAACAUCGCAAUUAGCUGCGUAUAUUGAAGAAAAUAAAAAUGAAGAAUCGAUGUUGAGACAUAUCAUACAUGAAUUUGAAGCAAAUUUCGAUAUUCAAGAUAUGAGGAAAGAAAUUCGAUCAAAUGAAAUUUUAAAUAAAUUUCAAACAUGGAAAAGUAAAAAAACUAUACAAAAUAUUAAUUUCGCAUAUUGGAAUAUGAUUCUUGAACAAUUUUUGACUCCUUUAUUUACACAUAUAAUUUCAAUCAGAAUUGGAAAUUUCGAAGCAGGAUUAGAAGCCUGGCAAUGCUUUUUAAAACAUUAUUAUGCUUUCAAUCAUUGUAAAUAUGCCAAGAUGGGUUCAAACUAUUUGUUUGAAAUUCAAACAUGUACCCCAUGGCUUUUAUCUAAUCUAAAACAUAACGUUUCAGCUACCAUUACUGGUAAACCGUUCACAAAAUUAGCAUUAGAUGAAGCAAUAGAGUGUACGAUCAACCGUGAAUCGAAAUCAAAAUCUGGUAUUUCAGGAAAAAUGGACGAUGAUCGUCUACAUUCUUAUUAUCGGUCGUCUAGUCUCGGUGCCAAAAUGUUAAGAACAGUCGAAGAAUUACUUUCAAUCGAAGAAAAUGGAAGUGAGAUGAACAUCGAAAAUACAUUUAGUCGAAUUCAACGAGAUAUUUCAGAUUUAAAAAUUAUUAUAAACUCAAUCAAAAUAAAUCCAUUUAUGAUCAAUAAUAAUACGUCUUUCAUGCGUCUUUCAACCGGUAUUAUUGUGCCUGAUGAUGUUGUAAAAGAAAUAUUAAAUGCUGGGGCUUUAGGUGCAGAACAAUCAUUAGAAUUUAUCACGAAACGUCUGAUCGAAAAAAGUAUGAAAUAUGAUGAUAAAAUAGUGCGUAAUCGAAUAAGAACAUUAUCAAGUUGGGAUGAUGUACCUCGUCUAAUUCUAAAACAAACAAUAUCUGAAAAAGAGAAAAGAAAAAUUCAGUUGUUAUUUUCCAAUAUUGCACUUGUACGAACGCAUCGAUUAUUAGAUAUGGAUUAUAUAUUUCGACAUGAAUUUUUCGAUCGUCCAGUUGCUUUAACUGAUGAUAGUGGUGGUCUUUAUCGGCCACAAGAAAAAUAUUCUGUUAGUGACUAUAUAGAAGAAUUGUUUCCUUCACAUGUUCGUCAUACAUCGUUACCAACAGUUAGUUCUGGCCACAUGAUUUUUGAAGGCUCAGAAUUAUUGAAAAAUACAAUUCCAUCAAUAGCAACAACAUAUGAGGAAUAUGGGAGAGAGUUAAUUCAAGUUAUUAUAGAUUUGUUUAGAACUAAUGAUAGAAUAGAUAUUGUGUUUAAUUGUGAUAAACCAUUUGAUUUUCAGACAUCAACAGCACCCUACCCAACAGCACAUGCAAUUAAAGCUGUUAUUCAGCCUAAUUUCAAAAUAAUAAAGAAAACAAAAUCCUGGCAAGAAUUCAUUUUAUGUAACGAAGUUGUAGUAUCGACGUGCUUGAAACAGAUUUGGUGUGGCUUAUAUAAUAUGAUUCCACCCGAUAAACAAUUGAUCGUCUCAGGUCCAGAUGAAAAUUCGAUUGUUAUAACAAAAUCUGGUCAUACAAAUUGCAAUGAAUUACAAUCGAAUCAUUUUCAAUCAAGCACAAGAUUGAUAUUAAAUGCAUCAAUGAAGUUUGGUCGAUCAUAUUCAGUCACAGUUAUAAAAUCAACAAAUGUAGAUAUACUGAUUAUUUGUUUAUCAAUGUAUAACACUGCUGAGCAAACCUGGCUGGAUAUGAUACCAAGUUCAAAAAAUAAGGACCAUAUACCUCAGUUAUUCGAUGUAACCAGUUUGCAUCACGAUUUUUUCAUUCGAUACAUGAUUUCGAAUGAUAUACUAUUAACAUUACAUGCAAUAUCUAGAACACAAUUCACAUCACACGUACGUGGUAUAUCCAAAAAAACAAUAUUCGACAAAUGUUUACGUACCGUUGAAAAUUAUGAAAAUUUAACAAAAUUUGGAAGUUUUCCGUUACCUAAAGAAGCAUUUGUUGAGGCAGAAGCGCUUCUUCUAGCUUGUGCAAAGAGUUGUGAGAGUAGUUUAGAUCAUGCUCGUACAAAAGUUGCCACAUAUUAUUUAAAAGAAGAUGGACGUGAGUGA
Messenger RNA from Didymodactylos carnosus, 2265 nucleotides. Lineage: Eukaryota; Metazoa; Rotifera; Eurotatoria; Philodinida; Philodinidae. The record is from the annotation of a GenBank genome assembly.